Paralichthys olivaceus (Japanese flounder) is the source of this 1521-nucleotide messenger RNA. RefSeq names its product calcium and integrin binding family member 2 (gene cib2). Gene Ontology annotation, cellular component: cell periphery; cytoplasm; stereocilium. Gene Ontology annotation, biological process: calcium ion homeostasis. Gene Ontology annotation, molecular function: calcium ion binding; magnesium ion binding. NCBI's taxonomy places the organism in Eukaryota, Metazoa, Chordata, Actinopteri, Pleuronectiformes, Paralichthyidae. The record is from RefSeq and is a predicted model, not a curated record.
CAAGGCUGAUGUGCUGUCGUGUGGGAUGAUUGUGAUGUCUCAACAGUUGCAUGGGAGUUAUAUUUGGGUUCCUUUUCCUCAGGCAGAGAAAGUCAGUAACUCUUGAGUGCACAUGAAUGCUGCUGCAUGAGCCUGCUGAGACAAACCAUCCUGCAGACAUCCUGCAGACAGCAGCGGCACACUCAUCAGGUUAAUCACACAUAAUGACGCUGGAGGUUCCCAUUCAUUCUGUCACAUUUCCAGAUUUACAUUUCAUUUCAUUCGCUUCUGACGUAAAUAACCUUGGUGACUGUUGCACCACUACAGCACGGAGGAAACAACGCAUGCAUCGUGUUGACACCUGCAGAAAACAUCCCAAGUGAUGGGGUUUAGUUGUAGCUCGUCCCCGGGUCAUGUUGUUAGCUUCGUGAAGCUGCGCGGUGUCAUGAGGGCGACAGCUGCUGAAACGCGGGUAUUGCAGUGAGGGAGGACAUCAGCUGUAAGGACACCAGAGACAUUUCAGUGAGACUUAUCCAGCGUCCUGGACUUGUCCUGUGAGGAGACUAAAUGCCUUUCAUUGAGAAAAGGCUCCGGAUGUUCAAGCAGCAGAUCACUUGAUCAAGAUGGGUAAUAAACAAACUAUAUUUACUGACGAGCAGCUUGAUGCCUACCAGGACUGUACAUUUUUCACCCGCAAAGAAAUUCUGCGGUUACAUGGCAGAUACCAUGAGUUGGCUCCACAUCUUGUACCAAUGGACUACACCAAGGAGCCUGAUUGUAAACUGCCUUUAGCCUUGAUAGUCAACAUGCCAGAGUUAAAGGAAAAUCCAUUUCGAAGCAGGAUCGUCGAGUCUUUCUCAGAGGACGGGAUGGGAAAUCUCAGCUUCAAUGAAUUCGUGGACAUGUUCUCAGUCCUCAGUGAAAUGGCUCCCAGAGAACUCAAGGCCAUAUAUGCCUUCAAAAUAUAUGAUUUCAAUGUGGACAAUUACCUGUGCAAAGAGGACCUGGAAAAGACUCUGAAUAAGCUGACAAAGGAGGAGCUGACUCCUGAGGAGGUGGAGCUGGUGUGUGAGAAAGCCAUCGAGGAGGCCGAUCUGGACGGAGACAACAAACUCUCCUUUGCUGACUUUGAGAAUAUGAUAACUAGGGCACCUGACUUUUUAAGUACCUUCCAUAUACGAAUCUGAGAGGGCUAAGUGGAAGCUUUCCAAGGUCGACAGCGUGAUGAACCUCAGGACUCUACCUGAACUGUGUCCUGGUCACAGCAUGGUGCCUGUCCUCCAGUUCCAUUGUCAAAAAAAACAUCACACAUCAGUUCUCUCUGGCCUCAUUGAAGUCUGCCGAGUUAGAAAGAUAUUGGGUAAAGCUGGAUUCCCCGGACUCUGGAUUUCUCAACUGUGAUAAAAAACGAAUUUUCCUUUUAUCACUUAUUAAGGGCUUGACCUGGUUCGGUCUCUCGUUGGGAGAAAACGUCAUUCUUCCUACAAUGGCACAUCAGAUAUAAGGUUAAAGCUUGAAGUGAAUGAAAGCACAGCAUUGGCA